CAGAUGCCUGGAUCCUUGGCAUGUUUCAUGGACGUUGGGGGGCACCUGGCGGAUGCACCCAGGGCCCUUCGCCGACUAUGCGCUCCAUGCCGGCUCCUUUCCUUCCCGUCGCUGCACCUGGAGCCUCGGAGCCACCAUUGCACCGACCUUCGCGCUUCCGCUUCCCGCGACCUCGGUUAGAGGUGCUCGGCCCCGGGGCUUCAGCCGAGGCUGCUCGGCCCCGGGGCCGCUCGCCAGACAGCAGAUCUCCGCGCGCAGUCGGAGAGCCGGGCCCGGGCGCAAGGCGGCUGGCUGGGUACCUGCAGCCCGCCCAGGACGCGGAGCCCGCAGCCCAAGCACCCUUGGGCUCCCAGUCCGUGCGUCCUCGCACCCUCCUGCCCCCCACGCAGCGCUGGAGAUUUUACCUCCACUCCCCCCCGCCACCGCCCAGCUCUAGGAAGGCAGGCCCCCCACAAACGCCUGUGCCCGCACUUUCCCCGCAAUUUUCCUUUUCCCGGGAGGAUGAGCCCUGGCGCCCCAGCAGGAAGCGGCCGCCAGGGAGAAGGGGCUGGUUGGGGGUUUGGCGAGGUUUGCGGCACAGGGCCCCGCAAGUCCCUGGAAUUCGUUUUCAUGCUUUCCAUCAAUACAGCCAGGGAAUGAUUUAAUUCUUUCGCUUUUCCUCAAAGGGGAAAAUAAAUAGACGUGAUUUGGAGGAAUGGAGUUGAGCAAGUUUUCCCAGCUCCCACCCCCAUCCCACCCCAUGGUUGGUGAAUCCCCAGUAAGGGUCCUUAGGCAGCCAGCGGGGGUUUUGUAGUGACCAGCCAGCAGGCGGCUUUCAGUAAAUUCACAGAGGAACCUUAAAGCGAGUUGCACUUUAUGCGAAGCAAAUGUGCCACAUACACAUAUAUCUUUAUUUGCCAGCAUGGCGUGAGGGAGGUGCAUAACAGUAAGGCAAAUUCCGUGAAAAGGUCAUUUGUGUGCUCUUCCCAGAAGAGACAAGGUCAGAGGUUUUUUUUUUUUUUUUUAAUGAAUAUGGAGAUGAGGUAAGCAGGAGGAGAGGAGAGGAGAAGAGAGGAGAGGAGAAAGCUGAUUGGUAUUGCUAGCUGAAAUAGUUAUUAACUAAUCAUAUUUGGUUACUGAUUCUCUACAGUGGUUAAAAAGGGAACUGGCUGGGAGUCGGGGCAGUAGUGCAGCUGGUUAAGUGCACAUGGCCAAAAAGCAAGGACCGGUAUAAGGCAUAAGGAUCCCAGUUCGAGCCCCCGGCUCCCCACCU
Erinaceus europaeus (western European hedgehog) is the source of this 1252-nucleotide messenger RNA. Its product is annotated as proline-rich protein HaeIII subfamily 1-like. NCBI's taxonomy places the organism in Eukaryota, Metazoa, Chordata, Mammalia, Eulipotyphla, Erinaceidae. The record is from RefSeq and is a predicted model, not a curated record. The transcript has 2 exons. Bases 21 to 644 code for a protein of 207 amino acids.